AUGAGUACUUCUGGCCUGUCCCCAACACAGAUCGAAAUACGCGAAUCGAUACAAAAAAUAUGCAAACAAUUUCCGGACGAAUACUGGGCGGAGAAAGAUAGCAAGUCAGAAUACGCAGGCGAUCUUCAUCGCGAACUUGCAAAGGCAGGGUAUCUAGGCAUCUGCAUGCCAACCGAGCACGGAGGAACAGAGCUUGGCAUCUCUGAGGCAACAAUAAUGAUGGAAACAAUUUCCGAAUCAGGAGCAGGUGUAGCCGGUUGUCAAACAAUUCAUGCAAAUGUUUAUGCCACUGUGCCGAUAUUGCGCUUUGCUUCCACGGAGCAAAAGGGUCGCUACCUACCAAAGAUCAUUAACGGCAGUCAACGCACUUGUUUUGGCGUUACAGAGCCAAAUACAGGACUUGAUACACUGAAGCUACAGACAAGAGCGGAGAAGUUUAACAAUUCAAAUGCAACGAAGCGUCGCUACCUGGUCUCCGGACAGAAAAUAUGGAUAACAAACGCUCAAGCCGCCGAGCGCAUGGUCCUUCUCGCACGUACCACUCCGCUUGAGCAACUCGACACAAGUCAUUUGAAUAGAGGCCUCUCGGUAUUCUAUUGUGACUUUGCAAGAGGAAAAAGAGAAGGUAGUAUCCUGGUCCAACCUAUACAGAAGAUGGGUGGACGUGCAGUUGAUGCAAAUCAAGUCUACUUUGACAACUUUGAAAUAGACGAGAAUGAUCUCAUCGGUUCAGAAGGAGAAGGAUUUAAGAUCAUUCUCCAUGGCAUGAAGUACGUCUACUUAAUCUUCAUUUCCAGUUUUCACAUUUCUCUUCCACCUUAUUUUUCGCUGGGACUCGGAUAUGCCGCCUUACGUCGUGCGACAGAAUACGCAAGAGUAAGGCGUGUCUUCAAUCGAACAAUUGGCCAAAAUCAGGCUAUCCAACAUCCACUUGCACAAUCUUGGUGUGCACUCGAGGCAGCAAAGAUGCUUACUUUACAUGCAGCACGAAGGUUUGAUGAGGUUAUUGGCAUUAGCAACUAUAAUCAGUCCAAAGACAAUACUUCUCAUGCAGAAGUAGGUGCUCUCUGUAACGCAGCAAAGUACAUUGCUGCAGAAGCAGCAUUUGAAGCUUGCGAGCGAGCAGUCAUGACUCACGGAGGAAUGGGUUACGCUGCCGAUUUUCAUGUCGAAAGAUACUUACGAGAAUCGUUUGUUCCACGCCUAGCUCCAGUCUCGCGUGAGAUGAUUCUGAAUUUCAUUGGACAGAAGGUCCUUGGAUUACCAAAGAGCUACUAA
Fomitiporia mediterranea MF3/22 is the source of this 1278-nucleotide messenger RNA. Its product is annotated as acyl-CoA dehydrogenase NM domain-like protein. Bases 1 to 1278 code for a protein of 425 amino acids. The record is from RefSeq and is a predicted model, not a curated record. The transcript is spliced from 12 exons. Gene Ontology annotation, molecular function: flavin adenine dinucleotide binding; acyl-CoA dehydrogenase activity. Lineage: Eukaryota; Fungi; Basidiomycota; Agaricomycetes; Hymenochaetales; Hymenochaetaceae.